AUGGUGGGCUCUACCCCCAACCCAACUCCAGUGAGAACUAAUGGCCUCGGAGCAUACGACUUUGCCAUCAACGAGGGCAAAGAGAUCCAAUUCACCAUCACUGUCGCCGAGAGCUACCCCACGGUCACUGAGAUCUACUGCGGAGUGGUGAAUGGCCAAGUCAUCUUGAACACCCUGCGCAGGUGGUCCUCUGUGACCUCACAUUUCUACGUGGUGACACGAAGACAACAUUUAGCACUUGCACAAGCAGCAGCCAGAAAUCGAGCCCACCAGCCUGCCGACAUCCCCUCUCGCCCUCUAGGUCGCUUGUGGGACGAGUGGAAGGUGGAGUGCGGAGGGGAGAGACUGAGGGUGGUGAAGGGCAGGGAGAAUGAGGACCUGAUGGUGGCCACACCAGAACCUCAACGAAGCGGUGAUGCAGGGCCAUAUGAUGGACAUUACUACCUCACCGACUCUGUCGACACUUUCCUCACCGAGUUUUCCAGUGCCGUCUCCUCUCCCACCACAGCCGACAUCACAAACCCUUUCGAGUCUUCUGCUCCACUUUCCAUUCCGCUAGGCUUGACAUUUAGUUUUCCAGUGGAACAGACUGUGAUAGAUGGAGGAAAGAUUCUGACAUGGACGAAAGGCUUCUCAGCAAAAAAUGCACUUGGUAAAGAUAUUGUGAGUCUGCUCCAGGAUGCGUUUGACAGGAAGCACUUGCAUGUGCACUGCGUUGUGCUUGUGAAUGACACAGUAGGGACCCUUCUGUCACGUGCAUAUGCUGCAGAGUCAUGCUUACUCGAGCGGUGUGCAAUCUUUGGCACUGGAACCAACAGUGCAGAUGUCGAGAAUGUCGAAAACAUCACCAAGCUUGGUAACUCUCCAGCACGCCAAAAGGGUGGGCUUAUGAUCAUCAAUGCAGAAUGGAGCACGUUCAACAACACUCAUACAAGUCUCCCCACGGCUUCCUAUGAUAACAAACUUGAUCAAGACUCGAUCAACCCACGCAAACAGGCCUUCAAAAAGUUCAUUUCAGGAAUGUACCUCGGUGAGAUCACUCGAAAUAUCCUGCUUUCCUUUAUCGAUGCCAUGCUGAAGCCACUUCUUUUCAAUGGGAAUUCGAGCGAGCCACUAAACACACACUAUGGACUCAACACGGCAGUAAUGAGUGAGGUUGAGAGCACGUGGGAGCUGGGCCGCACUGAUGCCGCCAAGGUGAACAGCGCCAAUGGACACGUACCGAAUUGGCAAAGCAUCCAUUUCACAGAUGCAAAGGCACUAGGCAAGGAUGACAUUGCAUGGCUAGAGUGUAUCCGGAAGAUCGUGAUCCAGAGGCUGCAAGUGCUCGACCUGGAGAACAUGUCCUUGCGCGAUGCGGUGAUUGUGCGGCUCAGCAGAACUGCUGUCACUGUGGUUCUCAUGCAAACGGGCAAUGCGAAGCUUAGAGGGGGAGUGCAGGCACUGAAGGAGAACCUCAUCAUUGGUGUCGAUGGCAGUCUGAUUCAACACUACCCAAAUUUCGAGGCUCAGCUGCACUCUUCUCUCCAGUCCUUGGCAGGUGAGGCAGUGGAAAAGUGCGUGGAGAUUGACUUGGCAAAAGACGGAAGUGGUGCAGGAGCCACGCUAUGUGCUCUGCAAGCCAUUAAACAGGGUCUAUAA
Laetiporus sulphureus 93-53 is the source of this 1641-nucleotide messenger RNA. RefSeq names its product actin-like ATPase domain-containing protein. Bases 1 to 1641 code for a protein of 546 amino acids. Gene Ontology annotation, molecular function: D-glucose binding; mannokinase activity; ATP binding. The transcript has 11 exons. Gene Ontology annotation, biological process: intracellular glucose homeostasis; glucose 6-phosphate metabolic process; glycolytic process. The record is from RefSeq and is a predicted model, not a curated record. Lineage: Eukaryota; Fungi; Basidiomycota; Agaricomycetes; Polyporales; Laetiporaceae. Gene Ontology annotation, cellular component: cytosol; mitochondrion.